UGUGGCUCCGGAAUGAAAUAAAUCUGAUAAAUAAAUUUGAACCUGGAAAUAAAAAUGCUUCAAUUUGCAGCGAAGGAGGAAGAAACCGGGUCUUUUAUUGCAGCUUCGUUAGGAUCAGCAUGUCUGAGCCGGACGUGCGUUUCCAUGGUAACGCUCAUUGAGACCGUUUUCAAUGCAAAGACAAAGCAGGUUUAGUCUUUUCUCAGAGCGAUUCAUUGGAUGUGACCAACAUUAUCUUUCAUAUCUUCAGCCGCCUCCAUCUCCGGAUGAAGAUGAUGAGGAUGUUCCCGGCGGCCGGAGCCAGGCUCGGCUCCAGCUCCAGGUAAGCCUCCAGCCUCCCGCUCCGAGCUCAAGCCGUUUCCUGACGCGCAUCUCGGCCAGCAGGCAGCCCGCCACCCCGCGUGGAUUCCGGCACGGAUUCCCGCACCGACCCGCGGAGGAGCAGCGCGUCGGUCGGUGUGUCCAUCAGCUGCAGAUUUCACACACACACACACACACACACACACACACACACACACACACACACACACACACACACACACACACAGCAGGAGUGCUUUGGUCUAAUUUCUGGCAGCUUGCAUCACAAGGUCACUUUGCACGAACGGUGCCUUGCUCGUGGGCUCGCAGGCUGCCGCUGCUGAAUGUGUGUCAGUGGGCCACCGGAAAAACAGACUCGACAUUAAAGUGCGGACGCAGCGGGUCGGUGAAGACAUGAGCCAGAACUGAUGGAGUCUCUGAACGCCGUGGAGCUCCGGGACCUGCAGCGCCGCCGCGGCUCGGCCAGCAGGGGGCGCUGCGCCGCCGGAGGCUUCGAGAACGUCUCCUACCAGCCGGACGAGGAGCCGGACGAGCCGGGACCGGCUGCGACCCGCGUCUGUCCGCCCAGAACCAGCACGCUGCAGGUUUCUCCAGAGUCGUGCAACGAUGAGGACGUCGCCGCUGCCGGAGGAGGAGGUGAUGAAGGUGUGGGCCUGGCGGCGCCGGGCCCAGCUGACGGCCGCUCUGCGGACCUGGGCUUUGUGGUGGCGCUGGUUCUGCUGGUGAGCGGCAUCAUGCUGGUGGCGGUGGCCUACACCGUCCCCCGGGACGCCGGGGUGGAUCCGGACUCGGUGUCGGCGCGGCAGAUGGAGAAGCUGGAGCUGCACUACGCCCGGCUGGGCUCGCACCUGGACAGGUGCAUCAUCGCCGGGCUGGGCCUGCUGACGCUGGGCGGGAUGUUCCUGUCCGUCCUGCUCAUGGUCUCCAUCUGCCAGGGCGAGAUGUACUGCCGCCGUGCCGCCUUCGUCCGGCCCAAAAGGACCUACGGCUCCAUCAACCUGAGGAUGAAGCAGCUGGCGACCGGAGAGGCGGACGUAGACGGGGUGGAGCGGGUUCUGGUGGAAAACACAGAACCAGGGUCCAGCCAGGACCAGAACUCAGAACUGAGCAGAACGCCGGCUGCUGCUUCAUCUGCAUGUGGAGUUUAGUCAGAAUUGAUCUCGUUGGAUCCGGUUGGAUCCCAGCCGUCAGAAGCCAACCAAUCAGACGGCCUUGUGACAUUGGCAGACAGGAAGUGGAGCGGUAAGGCCCGGUGGACAGAACUCAUCUGGAGGUUUUUAAAGAUCAGAAUCACUGCAAACUAAAACACUCAACCAACAGUAUUUUAGUGCAAAUACUCCAAUUUACUUGAAAUAAGACAAGCAGCUUGUUUUCAACAUUUAUUUUAAAUACAUUUUUUCUCCUCCAGCUGAUUUUUUUACUUCUGUAACUUUUUAAUCAAUAUUAAGGAAUCACUGACUUAAAACAAACUUCAUGCUGAAGAUUUACUUGUAAGUUGGUUUUGUCUUAUUUCCAGAAUUUGAAGACAUUUGCACUAGAAACUGAACUAAAAUAUUUGGUAAGAUUUUGUUUUUGCAGUGUAAUAACUUCUGCUAUUUUAAUCCUAUUAAAGCUAUAAAAGGCACAUUAUUUAGAAACAGAAA
Molecule: messenger RNA, 1964 nt
Organism: Gambusia affinis (western mosquitofish)
Lineage: Eukaryota; Metazoa; Chordata; Actinopteri; Cyprinodontiformes; Poeciliidae
Gene: tmem74b
Product: transmembrane protein 74B
Exons: 4
Coding region: 729-1469 (246 amino acids)
Source: RefSeq, a predicted model, not a curated record